AAUAAUUUAUUUGAAACAACUGAGUCUAGAUAUGUACUUCGAAAAUGAAUCCCAAGUCCCAAGUCCCAAGUGUGAUCUCACAUACUCUUCUACCUCAUUCUCUCUGCAAUCACCCUGUUAUUACUUCACUCUUCCCUUUUACCCAUCUUAGCUUUUGGUCUUAUUCCUCGGGUAAUGGGUAAUGGGUAAUGGGUAAUGGUUCACCUUUUUUAACUGUCCCCGGUAAAAAAAGAAAAGGGGGGGUGCUUUCUCUCCAACACCUCUCAUUUUCACUUUCUACCACCACAACCAGUACACUACAAGUUCACUACUUCAACUUGAGCUUCCAAUUCUCCUAAUAUUUUUUUCUCUUGGCAACCCCCUCUUCCUCUUUCUUAAAAAAGUCGGGGGUUUUUCCCUUUAUUCCAGACAGACUAUAUCUUCAUCUUGGAGCUCCCUAAUCCCUAUCAUAUCUUCUACUACAACAAUUAAUUGAGAAAAUGCUUCCGUUUCAAAGCUACUAUGAACCUGUUCAGCGGAUGAAGUUGAAGUUGGAGGAUGGGGAUUCAGGAACAAAGGUGGAGGGAAAAUCGACGGCUGCAUGCAACAGCCACAGCGAGGCUGAGAGGAGGCGCAGACAGCGAAUUAACGCUCACCUCUCCACUCUCCGCACUCUCCUCCCUAACACCACCAAAACAGACAAGGCGUCGUUGCUGGCAGAGGUGGUUCGGCACGUGACGGAGCUCAGGAAGCGCGCUGCUGAUGUGGCGGAGCAGAACGGAGACGGAUGCUGCAGCGGCGGUGGAUCGGAGUCGUGGACGUUUCCUGGAGAGACGGACGAGGUGACUUUGGGGUACUACGAGGGAGAUGAGAGGCUGAUAAAGGCGACGUUGUGCUGCGAGGAUAGACCGAGUUUGAACCGGGAUCUGACGCAGGCAAUUGGCUCGGUGAGGGCACGGGUGGUGCGGGCUGAGAUGGCGACGGUGGGAGGGCGGACGAAGAGCGUGGUGGUGAUGCAGUGGGGUGGUGGUGGGGAGGCUGAACUUGGGAAUUUGAGAAGGGCAUUGAAAGCUGUGGUGGAAAAUCGGGCUUCGGGUUUUGGGUCCACCGGGGUGUUCCCACUUCACAAGCGCCCUCGUUUCUCUACUUCAAACGCUUCUUCUUAACCCUUGAUCAAAUACCAGUGUUUGAUUUAGAUUUUUGAAUUUUUCCUUUUUGUAUUUUGUUUCUAAAUUCUAAUACACACAACUGUACAACAACGUUAGCUA
This is a messenger RNA of Vitis riparia (riverbank grape), 1247 nucleotides long. Its product is annotated as transcription factor bHLH30-like. Gene Ontology annotation, biological process: regulation of DNA-templated transcription. The record is from RefSeq and is a predicted model, not a curated record. Gene Ontology annotation, molecular function: protein dimerization activity; DNA-binding transcription factor activity. The transcript has 3 exons. The coding region runs from base 480 to 1145 and encodes 221 amino acids. NCBI's taxonomy places the organism in Eukaryota, Viridiplantae, Streptophyta, Magnoliopsida, Vitales, Vitaceae.